Messenger RNA from Mugil cephalus (flathead mullet), 1324 nucleotides. Its product is annotated as axonemal dynein light intermediate polypeptide 1-like. The coding region runs from base 476 to 1228 and encodes 250 amino acids. The record is from RefSeq and is a predicted model, not a curated record. Lineage: Eukaryota; Metazoa; Chordata; Actinopteri; Mugiliformes; Mugilidae. Gene Ontology annotation, cellular component: axoneme; filopodium. The transcript is spliced from 6 exons. Gene Ontology annotation, molecular function: dynein heavy chain binding.
GUGGAUGGGUGUGGAGGCCACUUCACGGUUGGUUCCGACCCCGACACGAGUAUAACGUCAUGUGCCGUAUAAUGAAUAAAGCCGGGAUAAGAAUUUAAAGCAGUGGGAAAGGCAAUAUUAUUUUUUCAUUAGAAAUGUUCUUGUAUUGACGCACAAUAACUAUCAAUAAUAAUUAUAAAUUGUUAUAAUCUUUUUAUUAAUAAUAUUUUUUUUUAGCACACAGAGAAUAAACCCUAACAAGUCGUUAAGUUUUAAAUCAGCAGCUCCUUUUUGUGCCGAUUGAACCGUAGUUUUAAAACUAGUGAUGAACCGCUGAUUCCUCUCGAAUAAACUAAAACGGAACGCCAGGACGGUGUUGCCAUGCCAACGCAAACAGUAAACAGUCACCGUUUGCCAGUAACGAUAUUUCUGUAACUGAAGGCAAAACCAAGAGUUUAUUUUUUAGUUAAUAUAUUUUUUCAAAGAGUUAAACGCAAUGAUUCCACCAGCUGAAUCUCUCCUUGAAUACGACAUCCCAGUUUUGACGAGCAAAGGCAUCCCAAAGGGCCGCCCCUUGAGACUGAGCCCUCAGCAGCCCGCUGACUCUGUACCCGUUCCACCACCCCCUAAACCAAAACCAGCUGCUAAUGAAACCACCAGGCAGGAGAACGAGGAGAUCCUGAACACCAUCCUUCCACCCAGGGAAUGGAUGGAGGGAAACCAGCUGUGGGUGCAGCAAGUGUCCAGUGCACCAUGUUCAAGAGCAGAUGUUAUUCACCUGGAGGAACUCUUGAACUUGAGGCUGCAGCAGAGACAGGCCAGACACACAGGAAUCUGCCCCAUCCGCAGGGAGCUCUACUCCCAGUGUUUUGAUGAGCUAAUCAGACAGGUAACCAUCAACUGCGCUGAGAGAGGCCUGCUGCUGUCACGGGUCAGAGAUGAGAUUCAAAUGACUUUUGCUCUCUACCAAACACUGCAUGGAAGCAGCAUCGCAUUCGGCACAAGGAAAGCACUGCAGGGUGAGCAGGAACUAGUCGACAUGAAACAAAAAAUUGCAUCUCUGGAGACUAAGAAAGAAGACCUGAAGAGGCAACUGAAUGAACAGAAAGCUAUAUGCGAGUCAAUGGAAAAGAGAGAAGCAGAGAAGACUGAGGUGGAGGGGAGGAAGAACACUGAGGAGAUUCAGUACCUGAAAAGAGUCAACCAGCAGCUCAAGGCCCAAAUUGAAAGCAUACUUAAGUCAAAAUGAAAGAAGAAAAAGCAUGGACAAGGUGGCAAUUUCUCAACAAAUGGUAUAUAAUUUGUAUUUUGUCUGGUUUCUAAAUAAUAAAUAAAUGUGAAUUCA